AUGUCAUCAACAGGAUCUUUUCUCUCUUUUCUGUUUCGAAGCAAAGAAAAAUCUGUGGACCGUGAAGUCAUCCAAAGGGCUGUACGGGUUGCACCUUUCUCAAACAGAUUGGCCCAUGCAGUUCCUCCAAAUAUCCAAGGGCUUCGCUGCUUGGCAAACUUUGAAGCACUUAGGUUUUCAGAACCUAUACGCACACUUGCUGCAAAAAUGGUGGAUAGGAUGGUUAAGAAUAGCUCUAACAGUGGGGGAAAGUACGUUUCAGUGCAUCUCCGGUUUGAAGAGGAUAUGGUUGCAUUUUCAUGUUGUUUAUAUGAUGGUGGUGAGGAAGAAAAACGUGAGAUGGAUAUUGCUCGUGAAAGAAGUUGGAGAGGAAAAUUUCGUAGAAGGGGCAGAGUAAUAAGGCCAGGUGCAAUUCGGGUGGAUGGCAAGUGCCCAUUAACUCCAUUGGAGGUUGGAAUGAUGCUUAGGGGUAUGGGUUUCAAUAAUAACACCUCAAUUUAUGUUGCUGCGGGAAAAAUUUAUAAAUCUGAGAAGUAUAUGGCCCCACUGAAGCAGAUGUUUCCACUUUUAGAAACAAAGGAUACAUUAGCUUCCCCAGAAGAACUUGCUCCAUUCAAGGGCCACUCAUCUAGGUUGGCUGCUCUUGAUUACACAGUUUGCCUUCAUAGUGAAGUAUUUGUCACGACUCAAGGAGGUAAUUUUCCCCACUUCCUGGUGGGUCAUAGACGCUACUUCUAUGAAGGACAUGCCAAAACAAUCAAACCUGACAAGAGGAAAUUAGCUGUAUUAUUUGAUCGCCCCAAUAUCAGCCUCAGUGGAGCAGAGGCUAGUCAAGCUCCAGAUGGACUGUUUUUGCAUGUGGGCUUGCAUACGAGACUCCAGCUUUAG
Molecule: messenger RNA, 888 nt
Organism: Ilex paraguariensis (yerba mate)
Lineage: Eukaryota; Viridiplantae; Streptophyta; Magnoliopsida; Aquifoliales; Aquifoliaceae
Source: the annotation of a GenBank genome assembly